AUGGGCAAUAUCAUCACCAAGGCCAUCACUGGGCUGCUCGCCUUCAGCUAUGGCCUCUUCACAAUGUUCCUCUAUGGCUACUUGGCCAUCAGAAAGGGCACCUUUUUCAAGAAACGCACCGAGAGGCAGGAUCUGGGGUUGCAGCUUGCUCGCGAUCGCCUGUGGAACCUCUCCAAAGACUACGCCGGCCUUUCCCACUAUUUCCUAACGCUCCAAAGCGGGUUCAAAUUCCAUUUUCUGAGCAAUGCAGCUCCUGGCUCGCCGUCAGUCUUAGCAUCAGACAAGCCCUUGGUCAUUUUUAUCCAUGGAUUCCCCGAUAGUUGGGCUAUCUGGCGGCAUAUCGCCAGCUCGCCAUCUCUGCAGAAUUCCGCCAAUCUCGUUGCCAUUGACCUACCCGGAUACGGUGGCACUGAAAGCCUGGAGAAAUACACAGCCACGGCCGUGUUGGAGACGUUGACUGAGCUUAUCAUCACCCUUCGCACGAAAUAUGGCAUCGAUGAGGGUACCCAGACAAAUAAGAAGCGGGUCAUCAUCGUGGCUCACGACUGGGGAUGUGUACUAUCGAUGCGACUCGCAGCUGAAGCGCCAUCUCUGGCACACCGAUUCAUCCUGUCAAACGGUCCAUUGAUGAGCUUGGUGCAAUCCAACGUUCGCCGCAUACUGGCAUCAGCAUCUAAAAUGUUCAAGACUGCUCUGGGCGCUCCCCUCUCAUCCCGUACCCCAUUACUCCAGGCUCUGCGAACAUUAGGUCCCCUGCUCCGCCAGCUCAAGAUGUCGGGCUAUGUCUUUGCUAUGCAGUUGCCUCCUCCGCUGCCGACUUAUUUCCUGACGGGAGGCAACUACUCCCUCAUGGCAGGUAUUCACAAAGGCUCCCAUGGGCGAGGCGAAUUCACCCCUAGUGAUGAGGGUACCUCCAUGGCCAGUAGCAUGGGCCCGUCCCUGGCCGAGUCGAAGACGCAGACCGCCACCGGCGAGUCAUACCCGACUACGAUCAAGUAUACCCACGACUUCGCCAACGUCAUGAACAUGGCUGGCUAUUACCGCGAUGGAGCAGCCGUGGCGCGAUGGCGAAAGUCUGCCGAGACCGUCGCCAAUCUGCACAGCAUUGCUGGAGGCAGCGAGCUUCGGCGUACCAACAGCGGGGCCGGCUUACUGGACGAAGGUACCCCCGGUGCUCUACAGGCGAGCUCGACCGUGUUCUGGGGCAAGCAGGACAUUGCACUGAGCCCGCAGAUCUGCUUGGAUGGCAUGGCCGAUUAUCUCGUUGCCAACAGCCAGGUCGUGAUGCUUACCGAGUCUGGCCAUUUCACCCCGAUCGAGCAAGAGAGCCGUGUAGCCCUGGUGAAGGCUGUGGAAUGGGCUAUUCAUGGUGAGAAAGGCGAUAUCGGCGCCGUUCUCCAGGAAUGCUAUCCGAGCGCCAAGGUCCUUGCUCGGCGAUAA
Messenger RNA from Penicillium daleae, 1440 nucleotides. Its product is annotated as alpha/beta fold hydrolase. The transcript is spliced from 3 exons. Gene Ontology annotation, molecular function: hydrolase activity. NCBI's taxonomy places the organism in Eukaryota, Fungi, Ascomycota, Eurotiomycetes, Eurotiales, Aspergillaceae. The coding region runs from base 1 to 1440 and encodes 479 amino acids. The record is from RefSeq and is a predicted model, not a curated record.